GCGUCCCCCAGGGUCUUUGCCAUGCCGCUUGCUCCCUUACCUUCACAAGGUACUGGCAGAAGUAUCUUUGACAAGCAGCCUAGGAACGAAUAAACCUAAAAAAUGGCCGUUUCCAUUAGGAUUGAGCCGUCCGACUUUGUCGUGCCGACCGGGCCAGCUGUGGUUUUGGUCAAGAUCGACCGAGAGGCGUUUCAGCAUCUUGCUCCCUCCAUGAACCCCCUAUCGGAAUCCGAUAGCGCUUCGGCCGUCCUAAGAAAGGGCAAACCCGCCGUCGCGUAUGCCAUCCGCCAGUUGAGCGACAUGCUCUUUGGUGACGAUAUCGCGCCCUCUGUGAUCAGACGUGUGCUUCCGCAACCUGGUGUCCGCAGCCCUAGGGACUCGGAGCCGCUAUUUCAGUCCAAAUACGUCUGUUUCUACUGGCUGCGGCAUAUUCCAGCCGGAGAACACCUGUCUUCGGCUCUAGUUGAGCUGACGUCCGCGUCGGAGCCUAUCGAUAACUACCUUGACUUCCACGCCGUCGAGGUUGCUGACGAGGAUUACAAAGUGCGCACCAUCGCGUCCAUUUUUGUUGAUGAGGCGCACCUAGAAGAGGCUCAGGCUUAGGAUCAGGCUCAGGAUCAGGCUCAGGAUCAGGCUUAGGCCGCGCUGUAAGAGUACUCCCAAUACCAAUUAGGUCCUAGGUAGGGGCA
Molecule: messenger RNA, 689 nt
Organism: Thermothelomyces thermophilus ATCC 42464
Lineage: Eukaryota; Fungi; Ascomycota; Sordariomycetes; Sordariales; Chaetomiaceae
Exons: 2
Coding region: 103-603 (166 amino acids)
Source: RefSeq, a predicted model, not a curated record